UUAGAAAAAUCUGCAGAUUGCGCGUGCGCGGUGCGCGUCCGUUCCCCUUCAGUCUGUCCUUUCGCGCUGCACAGAAAUCCUGUCAGGAACAUUGACACACGGCAAACACGGUAGACUGAUGGUGUGUGUUUGGUUGUGAUCUCUGACCCCAGAUCAUGUCUGAGAAAGGACAGAAGCAGAAAGGAAGCAGUGCGAGCUGCCAUCACUGCACGCCAAAGACAUGCGCAAACAUGGCCGUCCCUCCUGCGUACGCUGACCUCGGCAAAUCUGCCAAAGAUAUCUUCAGCAAAGGAUACGGCUUCGGAGCUGUUAAGUUGGACCUGAAGACCAAGUCUCAGAGCGGAGUUAUGGAUUUCACCGCCGGCGGCUCCAGUAACACAGACACCGGAAAAGCGUCUGGAAACCUGGAGACCAAGUACAAGGUGAAGGAUCUGGGCUUGACUUUGAACCAGAAGUGGAACACAGAUAAUGUUCUGACCACUGAAGUGACUCUGGAAGAUCAGCUGGCCAAAGGUCUGAAGCUGGGACUGGACACUUCAGUCGUGCCCAACACUGGGAAGAAGAGCGGGAAGCUGAAGACGGGUUAUAAGCGUGAUUACAUGAAUGUGGGCUGUGAUAUAGCCUUCGAUCUGUCCGGACCGACGGUUCACGCCGCAGCCGUUCUGGGUUAUGAAGGCUGGCUGGCCGGGUAUCAGAUGGCCUUCGACGUGGCCAAGUCCAAACUGGCCCAGAACAACUUCGCUUUGGGCUACAAGGCAGGAGACUUCCAGCUACACACCAAUGUUAAUGAUGGCACAGAGUUCGGCGGCUCCAUCUAUCAGAAGGUGAACGGUCAGCUGGAGACGGCGGUGAAUCUGGCCUGGACCGCAGGGAGUAACAACACACGCUUUGGCAUCGCUGCUAAAUACCUGCUAGAUAAAGACUCCUCCAUCUCUGCCAAAGUCAACAACGCUAGUCUGGUCGGAGUGGGAUACACACAGAGCCUCCGUCCAGGUGUGAAACUCACUCUGUCCGCUCUGAUCGAUGCCAAGAACUUCAAUGCUGGAGGACAUAAGGUGGGCAUGGGCUUCGAGCUGGAGGUGUGAUGACGCAGACACACACUGAUGGGAAGUAAAGAAACACAGGGAGCUGACGGCACCACUUCAGCCCCUGCAGAAACACACGUCUAAUCUGGCCUUAAAACCCUUGUAGAACCAAUAAGAAACCGGAUCAGCAGUCACAUGAUUCCUGGCCACACCAAUCCUCCAUCACCAGCUCACUAUUCAACAACAGCUUCCUCUUUAAUGUUACACACGUGGCACCAUAUCAUUUCUUUACUGGAUAAAUAUUGUGUUUCUGAACCGUCACACAGGAUCUGAUGUGUUCAUGGGUUUAAUGAUCGAUGAAUGUCAAGCCCCUCACGUUCAUCGCCCGAUGCAUAAUAUUUUAUCACAGGUUUGUUGUCUGUGUUUGUGGGCUGGAGUUUUGUUUUUUGUCUUUAUCCCCAUAAAAAAGUGAUUUAUGUUAAAAGUGGAGGACUAGAAGAAGAAACUGAUGUUGUGGAACUCAAUAAAGUGGAAUGUUAACUGAAUAAAA
This is a messenger RNA of Carassius auratus (goldfish), 1575 nucleotides long. RefSeq names its product voltage-dependent anion channel 3 (gene vdac3). Gene Ontology annotation, biological process: monoatomic anion transmembrane transport. Gene Ontology annotation, cellular component: mitochondrial outer membrane. NCBI's taxonomy places the organism in Eukaryota, Metazoa, Chordata, Actinopteri, Cypriniformes, Cyprinidae. The record is from RefSeq and is a predicted model, not a curated record. The transcript is spliced from 11 exons. Bases 156 to 1085 code for a protein of 309 amino acids. Gene Ontology annotation, molecular function: voltage-gated monoatomic anion channel activity.